Molecule: messenger RNA, 1433 nt
Organism: Mauremys mutica (yellowpond turtle)
Lineage: Eukaryota; Metazoa; Chordata; Testudines; Geoemydidae
Product: gamma-crystallin C-like
Exons: 10
Coding region: 342-1433 (363 amino acids)
Biological process (GO): visual perception; lens development in camera-type eye
Molecular function (GO): structural constituent of eye lens
Source: RefSeq, a predicted model, not a curated record
AAAGGAUCACUUAGACGCCAGGCCCAGAGCCCCACCUUAGGGCACACACUUAUUUUUUUAUUUCUCCCCAUUCAGAGCAUUGUUUCUAAGCAACAGAAGAAAACUUCAGCUUUGUGCGAAGCAGCAGCCUAGAUUCCUUCAGCUGCAGCAGAGGCAAAGGAGGAACAACAGCAUCAAGAGUGAAUUCCAUCAUAAAACUACCAGGAAAUAGAGCGGUUCCAAAGGCCCGAUCGUUUUAAUAACCAUUGUACAAGACAGAGAGUCUGACGCAGGCUGGAUCUUAGUACACCGUCUGGAUUGCGGCAGCCUCCCCACCAACUAGAACACUCCCCCCCCCAUCCAUGGAAAGGAAACGCCUAAAAAAAGAGAUUGAAAAACUCUUGGGAGAUUAUGUUGGCAUCAGACUUCGGGAAAAUGAAUUCGACCCGAAAGGAAGACAGCAGCCCACCUUUCUCGAUGAUAUGGCUCAUUACGACUUGGCCAUCAAUGUUGCUUUACUGUGGCUGAAUGAUUCAGAAGCCCAAAGUCCUUUGGCAGGAGGGAAAAGGAAUUUGCCACUUCACAGCCGAUACGUCUAUCCCAACCGAACUGAGAGAGAAGCCAUGAUUUUAUCAUUUUAUGCCGGGACCUUAAUGAACAGCAUCCCCAUUGAAGACGUCUUUGGGAUUUACAGCACGGGCCCCUCGGCAACACGCUGGUACCGCUCUGCCAAAGGUCACCGGAUUCACCCUUUCAACCUCUCUUUGCAUCCUUUUGCCAUGCUGACAGCCCCGAAAGCUGCGGAACAUGCCUGGAAACAGAGUGUCAAGUUUCAAAAGGCAGCAGCAAAUCAACAUGCCACCACCAAUUCAACAAGAACAAAUAAGGACUGCAAGCGAUCAGAAUCUCCAUCAACAGCAAAACAGCCAGACAACAAAAUCACCCUUUUCGAGGAUAGAAACUUCCAGGGCCGCUCCGUUGAGUGCAGCAGCGACCGGCCAGAUUUUCAAAGUCAGCUCAGCCGCUGUAACUCCGUCCGCGUGGAAAGUGGCUGCUUCAUGCUCUAUGAACGUCCCAACUUCCAGGGACAGCAGUUCUUUCUGAAACGGGGGGAUUAUCCUGACAUGCAGUCUGAGGGUUUCAGCACCUCCAUUAAGUCCUGCCGGAUGAUCCCGUCUCACAGGGGCACCUACAGGAUAAAGAUCUAUGAGAAGGAGGAUCACAGAGGCAACAUGGUGGAGUUAACUGAGGACUCUCCGCAAGUCAUGGACCAGCUUCGCUCCCCCGAGAUGCUCUCUUGUUCUGUGCUGGAGGGGUACUGGAUCCUUUACGAAUUGCCGAAUUACAGAGGCCGCCAAUACCUGCUGAGGCCAGGGCAGUACCGGAGAUUCAGCGAAUGGGGCGCUAUGAGUGGCAGAGUUGGCUCUUUGCGACGUGCCACUGAUCUUUACUGA